This is a messenger RNA of Medicago truncatula (barrel medic), 2600 nucleotides long. RefSeq names its product phosphomannomutase/phosphoglucomutase. NCBI's taxonomy places the organism in Eukaryota, Viridiplantae, Streptophyta, Magnoliopsida, Fabales, Fabaceae. Gene Ontology annotation, biological process: carbohydrate metabolic process. Gene Ontology annotation, molecular function: phosphomannomutase activity. The record is from RefSeq and is a predicted model, not a curated record. Gene Ontology annotation, cellular component: chloroplast stroma. The transcript is spliced from 18 exons. The coding region runs from base 152 to 1999 and encodes 615 amino acids.
UGUCUUUUGUCUUUUCUCGUACACGUGCGAAGGAUUGUUACCUGUGUUGGUGUGGAAGGUUAGAGAAGAAGUUAGGCAAGCAUCAUCAACUACCUCAGUUUCUCCGCUGUGCCAAUUGAAUUGCUCUGCAACUUAAUUUCAUCACAUCCACAUGGCAGCAACAUCAGGGAAGAUUGUCCAAAAUGUUUUUACCUCACAAUGCUGCCAACAGAAUAGACAGUCGAGUCGAAGGGACUAUUGUGCCCCUUAUAUGCGCAACUCGCUUCCCUCUCCUUCAGGGAAGUUGACAUGGACUGGUAUCUCUUCCAUGCAAUUGCGCACAUUGUCGAAACCCCGGAAUGAUAUCACUAUCCAGAGAAAUAUUCUCUGCAAUGCUUCUGCAUCUUCUACUGUAGUGCCAUAUCUUGACAACACUGACUUUCAAAAGCUUCAAAAUGGCAGUGACAUACGUGGUGUGGCUCUUGAUGGUGUCGAGGGAGAGGGGGUUAACCUCACUGAACCUGUUGCUGAAGCAAUAGGAGCUGCUUUCGCUGGAUGGUUAGUGGAGAAAAAGAAAGCAGAUGCUUCUCAGCAUUUGAGAGUUUCUAUUGGCCAUGAUUCCCGGAUAUCAGCCAAAUUGCUACAGAAUGCGAUAUCUCGAGGUCUUGCUGGUGCCGGCCUAGAAGUUGUCCACUAUGGAUUAGCAUCAACGCCAGCUAUGUUCAAUAGCACACUCACAAAGGAUGAAGCAUUUUUAUGUCCUGUUGACGGGUCUAUUAUGAUAACAGCAAGUCAUCUGCCUUUCAACAGAAAUGGAUUCAAAUUUUUCACCAAUGCUGGUGGUCUUGGAAAGCCUGACAUCAAAGAUAUCUUAGAGCGAGCUGCAAACAUAUACAAUCAAUUUACAGAUGAAAGUUUGAAAAAUUCUGAGAUAAUGGCUUCAUUAUCUAUUAAAAUAGUUGAUUACAUGACUGUGUAUACAUCUGAUCUAGUAAAAGCAGUUCGCAAAGCAGCUGGAAACAUAGAGAAACCAUUGGAGGGUUUCCAUAUAGUUGUUGAUGCAGGGAAUGGAGCAGGUGGUUUUUUUGCCGCAAAGGUGCUGGAACCUCUUGGGGCAAUAACUUCUGGUAGUCAAUUUUUGGAGCCUGAUGGCUUGUUUCCAAACCAUAUCCCUAAUCCUGAGGACAAGACAGCAAUGAAAGCUAUAACCAAGGCAGUCCUUGAUAACAAAGCUGAUCUUGGAAUUAUCUUUGAUACUGAUGUGGACAGAUCUGCUGCUGUGGAUUCCACUGGCCGUGAAUUCAACCGGAAUCGUUUGAUUGCCUUGAUGGCAGCUAUUGUUCUUGAAGAACAUCCUGGAACAACUAUUGUCACAGACAGUGUGACUUCGGAUGGCCUUACCACAUUUAUCGAAAAGAAACUUGGUGGCAAACAUCAUCGGUUCAAGAGAGGCUACAAAAAUGUGAUUGAUGAAGCUAUUCGUUUGAACUCUAUUGGGGAGGAGUCUCAUCUGGCAAUUGAAACCAGUGGGCAUGGAGCUCUUAAGGAGAACAAUUGGCUUGAUGAUGGUGCAUACCUAAUGGUCAAGAUCUUAAAUAAACUUGCUUCUGCAAGAGCUUCUGGUGUGGGUGGAGGAAGCAAUGUUUUGACUGGUCUAAUAGAAGGACUCCAGGAGCCAGCUUUUGCUGCAGAACUGAGAUUAAAGAUAAACCAGAACCAUCCAGACCUUAAAGGAGGAUCUUUUCGGGAAUAUGGAGAAACUGUUCUGAAACAUUUGGAGAACUCUAUUAGCUCUGAUCCAAACCUGCAAAAGGCUCCUGUGAAUUAUGAAGGGAUCAGAGUUUCUGGCUAUGGUGGGUGGUUCCUUCUUAGAUUAUCACUCCAUGAUCCUGUACUUCCUCUUAACAUUGAGGCAUCUAAUAACGACGAUGCUGUCAAGCUUGGACUUGUUGUGCUUGCAGCUGUAAAGGAGUUUGCAGGUUUAGACACAUCAGCCUUGAACAAAUUUGUUGGAUCAUAAUUUGAUGCUUUCGCUUCUAUUUCUGCAUUAUACAAAGAGGUUCUAUUAACAUAGCAGCAGCGGGUUGAGGUGAAUUAAAGGUUUAGAAUCUUGAUUAUGUGAUACAAAAACUAUAUGGCUGUUCAAGAGUGAGAUCAUUUGUUAAGGAUUAGAUAUAUCCGAGGUUUCUGAGAUGGAAGUUAGUGAUACAUCCUAUUUUGAGAGUAGCGUCGUCUCUAUUUGUGGUGUAAUUUUGUAACGUUGAUGUUCUUUGACUUGGCUAUUAUCGACUUUAUAUACGCGUUUGAACUUGAAGGCUCAGCUGACCGGAUGUGGGUUUUUAUUUGCACAAAGAAUCAUCUAUUGGUUUUCAAUAUCUUUGUCUUGACAAGAAAAAAAAUAAAAUUGGAAUUAUAAGCCCUACUACCGUGAAGUUCAACCCAAUAUCAGAGGAACUCGUGAUAUAUUGGUAGGGAGUAGAGUGUAUUCUUUGCAAACUUUUUGGGUAGGAGUUAAGUAUUUUGCAAAUUACAGUGGCUCAGCAAUUCUAACUUACGAUUUGUUGUUUAUGUGCACUCACUCAGGUAUAAAGGGAAAUGAAGAAAAAAGUUUUAUAUUUACA